Molecule: messenger RNA, 477 nt
Organism: Nicotiana attenuata
Lineage: Eukaryota; Viridiplantae; Streptophyta; Magnoliopsida; Solanales; Solanaceae
Exons: 2
Coding region: 1-477 (158 amino acids)
Molecular function (GO): nucleic acid binding
Source: RefSeq, a predicted model, not a curated record
AUGGAAGUGUCAAAUAGAGAGGUGAAGCAUAUUCUGGAGAAAACAGUAAGUGGAAAUAGGAAGGAUUGGGCCGGAAAGCUAGAUGACGCAUUAUGGGCAUAUCGAACUACAUACAAGACCCCCAUAGAGGUUGCUGCAACUCACGAGCUUGAUGAGUUCCGAUUGCACGCGUAUGAAAAUGCCAAAUUGUAUAAAGAAAAGACCAAGAGGUGGCAUUACAAGCACAUCCAACAUCGUGAGUUUGAGCCAGGUCAAGAAGUUCUCUUGUUUAAUUCGAGGUUGAAGCUUUUCCCCAGAAAGCUUAAGUCUCGAUGGGCAGGUCCUUUCGUUGUGGUAAGUGUGAGGCCUCAUGGAGCGGUAGAAUUGCGUGAUACGAGCUCAAGUGGUACCUUCUUGGUAAAUGGGCAGAGAGUAAAAUAUUAUUGGGGAGGUGACAUUGCACGUCACAAGACCUCGGUGGACUUGGCCGAUACUUGA